Cyclopterus lumpus (lumpfish) is the source of this 4275-nucleotide messenger RNA. RefSeq names its product collagen, type XV, alpha 1b (gene col15a1b). Lineage: Eukaryota; Metazoa; Chordata; Actinopteri; Perciformes; Cyclopteridae. The record is from RefSeq and is a predicted model, not a curated record. The coding region runs from base 1 to 4275 and encodes 1424 amino acids. The transcript is spliced from 46 exons.
AUGGCUCCGCCGGGCAGCACUCUGACGGAGGGGUCCCCACUGACCCCUACGCCCAGCCCGGGGUGGUCGAUCCUCGGCCCCAGCACUGCAGAACCUGGGCCUCUGCAUCCGGAGGGGGGCGCGGGCGCAGGCAGCAAAGCCAGGGCCCAAUACAAAGCACUGAAACACUGGAAGAGCGGUUCCAAUCCGAGUACUGAGGGAAAAGUGGCGCUCUGUGAUGACUCUCCGUGGGUUUGCCACUACAAGCGAUCCACCUUUGCAUGGACCUUAAGAACUCUUCACGGCAGGAACAAUGUGGACAUUGUUUGUCUUGAGAUGGCAGCCGUCCAAGUCAUGACCGAGCGAGGCUCAGGAGGUCACCUGGACCUGACGGAGUUAAUUGGCGUUCCCCUCCCUCCCUCCGUCUCCUUCGGCCCCGGCUAUGAGGGCCUGCCAGCCUACAACUUCGGGCCCAACGCCAACAUCGGCCGCCUCACCAAGACCUUCGUGCCAGGGUCCUUCUACAGGGACUUUGCCAUCAUCGUCACGGUGCGUCCGGCCUCUCAGAGGGGAGGCGUGCUCUUCGCCAUCACGGACGCCCGUCAGAAGGUGGUGGAGCUGGGUCUGGCCCUCACUCCGGUGCGCGGGGGCCUCCAGAGCAUCUUACUGUACUACACUGACAGGGAGCAGGCCUCCCACAGCCACAAGGCCGCGUCCUUCAGCGUCCCAGACAUGACCGACCAAUGGACACGAUUCACGGUGGUGGUGGAGCAUGAAGAGGUGCGUCUCUACACGGACUGCGGCGAGGCCGAGAGGACCACUUUCCACCGGAGGCCCGAGAGACUCAACUUCUCGCACAACUCGGGCGUCUUCGUAGCCAACGCGGGGAGCACGGGGCUCGACAAGUUUGUGGGAUCCAUUCAGCAGCUGGUGAUAAAAGAUGAUCCCAGAGCAGCUGAGGAGCAGUGUGAAGACGAUGAUCCUUAUGCCUCGGGAUACACCAGUGGAGAUGACGCUCUGGACGACAGAGAGGAGGAGAUGAUGAAGAAAACCCACGAGAGAAAACAUGGCACGGCACAGGCGGAGGACAGUGUUCCAGUAAGAGCUCCGCCCACUAAGGCUCCAGAGGCGGAGCUUGACGAGUACUCCGGUCACCAGACCCCAACAGAGGCCAAUGAAGACAUGCUGAUCAGAGGGACGCACCAGACGGAGGAGCCGGGGGAGAGGUCAGGAGAUGGUCAUAUCAGGCAUGGGUCAAAGGGAGAGCGUGGAGAGCCUGGACCAAGAGGCCCAACUGGCCCACCCGGUCACCCAGGAUCCAGCCCUCUACCUGGGCAAGCUCAGCCCGGUCCAAGAGGGACACAGGGACCACCAGGAUCUCCUGGAUCCCCAGGACUGUCAGGGAGAGACGGACAGCGGGGAAGCAAGGGUGAUGAAGGAGAUCCAGGUCAGAGAGGAUCUGAGGGAUUUACAGGUUUGGCUGGAGAAGCAGGAGCUAAAGGAGAGAAGGGAGACCCCGGAGUUGGUCUACCAGGUCCUCCUGGCCUCCCUGGGACUCCUGGACCCCCCAGAUCCCGCAGUGUGCCUUACGGAGCGGAUGCCCUGGGCUCUGGGUUUGAAGACCUGGACAGCGAAGCUGAGCUCAUCAGGGGUCACCCUGGUCUCCCGGGGCCUCCGGGACCUCCUGGUCCGUCGGGACCCCUGUCAUCAUCGGACACAGGGGAAGGUCUCUCUCCAGGGCACGCCGGACCACCCGGGUCCCCCGGCAGAGACGGGCUCCCAGGCAAACCUGGAAUAGCAAUGUUUGAUGAGGAUUGGUUUAGUGGUUCUGGGCCCGAUGGUUCAGGUUUGAGCACGGGGCUCUCCUAUGACCUCGGCUCUGGUUUCAGCUCCGGGUUCACUCCCGAGUCCAGCUUUGCCUCUGGUUCUGGGCUUGACUUUGGGUCUGCUUGGGGUUCGGGCGAGGGUCCAGCAGGAAAAGAUGGGGAUCCAGGUGUACCAGGAGCUGUGGGAGAGAAGGGUAACAAAGGGUUAUCUGGGCCAUCUGGACCAAAGGGUGAAUGUGGAUCUCAGGGUUCAGCAGGGUCUCCAGGGCCACGAGGGCCAAGUGGUCCACAGGGGAAGAGAGGCCCAUCGGGUCCCCCGGGACCCCCCGGCCCUCCAGGAACCAAAUUCUUUGUCGAGGAUAUGGAGGGGUCUGGGAAGAGUGACAUGCUCAUUGGAGCUGGAGUCAGAGGCCCACAGGGUCCCCCCGGCAUACCUGGACCACAGGGUACCAAGGGUGAGGAUGGAGCCACAGGUGCUCCAGGAAUCUCUGUCAAGGGUGAGCCAGGGGACCCGGGACCAGAGGGUCUUCAAGGUCCUGCUGGACUACCAGGCGCUAGGGGGGCCAAAGGAGAAAAGGGCCAUCAAGGACUCAAGGGUGAUCGUGGUGUUGAUGGACUCAGUGUCCUAGGACCACCUGGGCCUCCUGGAGCUCCCGGACCUUUCGUCAAUCUGUCGGACCUGCUGCUCAAUGUAACGGACGGCAUCUUCAACUUCUCAGAGAUCAGAGGACCACCGGGGCCCGGGGGCCCCGAAGGCUUGCCUGGCAGAGCUGGAUUUCCUGGCCCCAGGGGACCAAAGGGAGACAUCGGCCCUGAAGGUGUCCAGGGACCAGCCGGGUUCAAGGGAGAGAAGGGAGAGCCGGGCGUGACCAUUGCUGCUGACGGAUCCCUCUUAUCAGCGCCAAAGGGCCCACAGGGGCCCAAAGGCAUCAAGGGUGACCGUGGGUUCCCUGGUCCUGUCGGACUUAUGGGCCCAAUAGGACCAUCUGGACAAAAAGGAGAAUAUGGCUUCCCUGGUCGUCCUGGACGGUCGGGUAUGUCUGGGAGGAAAGGUGACAGAGGAGAUUCUGGCGGCCUACAGGGACCUCCUGGUCCUCCGGGCCCACCUGGACACCCAGGAAGAGUUAUUGGGCUCAAAGGAACAGUGUUUCCGGUGCGCCCCAGACCGCACUGCAAAAAGGGACGAGACGCAGUGACAGGGGGAGAUGCAGUCGGGGUUAAAGGAGAUAAAGGAGAUGUGGGAAUAGCUGGAGAGCCAGGCACACCUGGUACAUUUUUCUUCUCAGCACCCGGGUUUCCAGAAGGAAUUGUGGGUGCUCAAGGUGAUCAGGGAUACCAAGGUCAGAAGGGAGAGAAGGGUGACGACAGUGUGCCGGGUCCUCCAGGACUGCCCGGGAGGUCAGGUCUUGUGGGCCCAAAAGGUGAGUCCAUCGUCGGCCCUUCAGGACCGGUCGGUCCCAGGGGUCAACCCGGAGCCCCUGGGUUCGGACGACCCGGUCCCCGAGGGCCCCCCGGCCCUGCUGGACCCCCAGGAACUGCACCUGCAUAUGGAUCAGGCGCCAGUAUCCCGGGCCCCCCUGGGCCACCCGGCCCAACGGGCUCUCCAGGAAAUGACAACCCUGUGACGAGCUAUAAGACGAGCCACGCCCUGAGCAGAGAGAGCCAGCGGGCGGCCGAGGGAACCCUGGCCUAUGUGUCUGAGAAGGGAGGAGAGCUGUACAUCAGAGCACGCGGCGGCUGGCGGAAGAUCCAGCUCGGAGAGUUGAUCCAAUCCGGACCGUCCACCUCGUCCACGUCUCAGACCCUCAGCAGACCUGGAGACUUGAGCAGACCGCACAGGAGCCAGAGCCACAGCCGGGAGCUUCAAGAGGGCAGCAGAGGAUAUCAGCCCAGCUAUAACGUGCUACCGCAGACCUUCAACGCUGUGCCUGGGCUCCACCUGGUGGCCCUGAACGCCCCGCUGAGAGGGGACAUGCGCGGCAUCCGGGGGGCGGACUUCCAGUGCUACCAGCAGGCCCGCUCCAUGGGGCUCACCAGCACCUACAGGGCCUUCCUGUCCUCACACCUGCAGGACCUGGCCACGAUCGUGAGGAAGGCGGACCGCAGCGACAUGCCCGUGGUGAACCUCAGGGGGGAAGUGUUGUUCAGCAGCUGGAUGUCCAUCUUCUCUGGGAACGGCGGCGAGUUCAACCCCUCCACCCCCGUCUACUCCUUUGACGGGCGCGACGUGAUGUCGGACUCGGCCUGGCCGGAGAAGCUGGUAUGGCACGGCUCCAGCGCGGUGGGCAUCCGUCAGACCACCAACUACUGCGAGGCGUGGAGGACGGCUGACGUGGCGGUGACGGGCCAGGCCGCGCUGCUGCAGACGGGACGCCUGCUGGGACAACACACCCGCUCCUGCUCCAGCCACUACAUCGUGCUGUGUGUGGAGAACACGUAUGUGGGGAACGGCCAUCAGAGGAGGACCUGA